Molecule: messenger RNA, 1255 nt
Organism: Exophiala xenobiotica
Lineage: Eukaryota; Fungi; Ascomycota; Eurotiomycetes; Chaetothyriales; Herpotrichiellaceae
Exons: 2
Coding region: 67-1122 (351 amino acids)
Biological process (GO): regulation of DNA-templated transcription
Molecular function (GO): DNA-binding transcription factor activity
Source: RefSeq, a predicted model, not a curated record
CUUCACUUUUCUCCUCGUCUUCUGGUAAGCGAAGAGUCGGGCGGAGGCAGAUGUCCCAGCACAAGCAUGCGCUGUAAAAGCCGGGCCUCCGCACCAAAUGAACAUGCCGCCGGAGAUAAGAACCCCUGCAAAACCACCGUCACAGAGGCGCGGCGGGAGCAGAAUCGGCGGGCACAAAGAGCCUUCCGAGAACGGCAAAGGGCAAAGAACCGAAUACCGCCGAGCACUACGUCCAGGCAGCUUGCGCCGCGUCCCGCUGAAGUAGGACUCGAUGUCAAUGAGAGGUCUUCCGAGGCCGAGCCCGAAAUCUUGGACAGGAUCCAAGACGCCACCAACCAGGAGAACUCUAGAGCAAAUACCUCAGAUCAGGUGUCUAUAGAUGGACUGCAGGGCCAAGAUAACUCAACCUACUGUACUACCAAAGAGGUGCCAUUCACAUUCCCCUCUCCGCAGACUUUACUCCCUGCCCACGAAUCGCUCGUGCCAAAACGUCGCACACCCUCUUCACAGCUGUCGAACUUUCUGAGAGAUUACCCCAGGCCUGCACUCUGGCCACAUGGGGUCACCACCACCCUAGCCGCCUGCCUGUUCAACGCCCGCGCGCUGGGCAUCGACAUCGACCAAGUCAUGGACCCGCAGUACAUGUCGCCGUUCUACAGGCCCUCGUUGUCUCUGGUGCUUCCACCACCAGGUUCGGCAUCGGCAGUACAAUCGACGAACCUGGAGGCGGACGUUGCUUCGGAUCCACAGUUGACUGGUCACGGUCCUCUGCGACCAUGCUUGGCCCAAGUCAUCUUUCCUCACCACGCCUGCAUAGAUUUACUACCGCUGCCGAGGCUGAGAGAGACGGCCGUGAUGCUGAAUGUCCGUGCUCAGCAAGCAGGAGGUGCUGGUGGCUCUAUGUCACGGUCGGACUUUGAUGGUGUCCAGGAGCUGAAGAAGGAUGUCUACGUCAGGCAGGGGGUCAGGUUCCGGGGGACGGGCGAGCUGGCAGGAGACGAGUAUAUCAUGAAGGACGAAAGACGUGUACGACACUGUGGCCAUCCGUGGGAAAGUGGCAGUUGGGCUAUAGCACCGUGGUUUGCGAGGAAAUGGAAACACCUGGUGGACAUUUCAGGAUAGACCGCACAGCGGAUAAUGUCAAACACUGUGACCUUGAAAUAAGACGUUACAGCGUGGCGGAGUUUUAAGGACCCCAAAAGCUCGCCUACCGACCUUCCUCAAGUGAGGACGCCCAGAAGGACUAUAAGAUGGA